Messenger RNA from Fusarium oxysporum Fo47, 804 nucleotides. RefSeq lists its product as uncharacterized. The transcript has 4 exons. The record is from RefSeq and is a predicted model, not a curated record. NCBI's taxonomy places the organism in Eukaryota, Fungi, Ascomycota, Sordariomycetes, Hypocreales, Nectriaceae. Bases 1 to 804 code for a protein of 267 amino acids.
AUGACGUCGCUUGUGAAUCCGGGUCUUGGUAUUGUUGAUUAUCAGGACGAAGGGUCCGUAGAGGAAUGUUUGAGGGAAGACGUGAAGACUUUGAGGGAGGAAUUUUGGGAAGAUGGGGCUGUUAAGCAGCAGCGCCCGUCUGCAGAGAGAUUGAAGGUAAAAGGUACGGAAAGAGAAGGGGAAAGGCCGAGAGACAACGAGGUCAUCGGCACCUUGAACGGCCCAGCGAUAGACGGAGGGGAAUGGGAAAGAUGGGGUCGGGUGACCGGGGUGUGGACGCAAAAGAUAGUGAUACCUGACUGGGGCGCGGGCUCAAUUGGGCGUGUGAGGUGGGUUCCUAGUCAGUUGAGAUAUGCUGUAUCAGGCCUUGUUCUUCUGGGCUUGUUGGGACCCCUGGUUGGUGGUAGCUCAAACUGCGUCACUCGGCAGCGUAGAUUUGGGGAUCAGGCGGAAUGCGCGGUAAUAAUCGGCAAGCAAAGCGCUGUCAUGGGCCCUUUGGCUGAAUUGAUGAACGAUCUUCAGAAACAGAACGAACUAGACAAGAUCAAACUGCCUAGGAUGGGGUCGCAGCUGGGGAAAAGCUGGAGUGCAGCACGCGGAGUCAGGCGAGACAGCAGCAGGGGCAGCGAUCACGAAAAUGUGCAAGCGAUACGUUUGGGGGGGAGGAAUGAUCGACUUAUGGGUGAGGAAAACAGCGCGAAAGGAGGUGAUUUGAUGAUAAGGAUGAAGGUUGGUAACGAAGGGGGAAUAAAGAAGAAGAAAAUGCUGUUCAAGAUGAAGGAAGGGCAGCAACUUGAGGGAUAG